Messenger RNA from Homarus americanus (American lobster), 4479 nucleotides. RefSeq names its product transient receptor potential cation channel subfamily A member 1 homolog. The record is from RefSeq and is a predicted model, not a curated record. NCBI's taxonomy places the organism in Eukaryota, Metazoa, Arthropoda, Malacostraca, Decapoda, Nephropidae. The transcript is spliced from 26 exons. Bases 50 to 3541 code for a protein of 1163 amino acids. Gene Ontology annotation, cellular component: membrane. Gene Ontology annotation, molecular function: protein binding; monoatomic ion channel activity. Gene Ontology annotation, biological process: monoatomic ion transport; transmembrane transport.
CUCUGAAGUGAUACCUGACAGCUGGGCAACAAGAGAGGAAGCUGGAGUGAUGGGCGGUCAGGUGUCUUCACCCAGGGUCAAGGAACACGAAGCACAGCCGCUCACCCCACGGAUUGUUGACUCAAGUCACGUGUCAAGGACAAGGUCGUGUAUGGUCAGCAUCCUCAGCGAGAACCUCCGGGUGCAGAGUGACCUGACCCUCUCCCUCCACCAGCUGGCUGAGUUAGGCAACACAGAGGCGCUAGAGUACAAACUUCAGAACGGCGAGGACGUAAACCAGCUGGACGGGAACCAGCUGGCGCCCCUGCAUUACGCCGCCCACUACAACCACCUGCCCGUCGCCAGCCUCCUUCUGCAACACAACGCCGAGGUCAACGUCUGCGGCCAAGACAACCGUACGCCUCUCCACUAUGCUGCCAGAUGUCGGACCAAGCUACAAAAUGCCACCUCUGGGACCCAAUUGGUGGUAGUUGAGGCUCCUCCGGAUGUUGCGAAGGGUGUGAUGAAGGGCGAAGGUGAGGGUGACUCCAUGGUGGUCCUCUUACACAACAAUCACGCCAUAGUCAACGCUCAGGACAAGUACGGUCAGACGCCCUUGCACUUCGCUGCAAUGACAGGGAACAUCGCCGCUGCCACUGAGCUGGUCGAGUACUGCAACGCUGAUGUGGAGGUCGAAGACAACCAGCAGACGACCCCACUGAUCAUGGCUGCUACACAGGGCUACGUGGAUAUUGCCAGACUCUUAUUGGAGAGUGCCAGUGCCAACCUGAGGCAGGCAGACUCCUCUAGACAGACGGCCCUCCACAGAGCUGUCAAAAGCGGCCACUUGAGGAUGGUCAACUUGUUACUACAUAAGGGCAGGGACAUGAAGAAUUACAUGAGCUUCCUGAACGCCAGAGACACCAAGAGAAAGACAGCUCUGUAUCACGCCUGUAGCAAUGGUCACGUGCUGGUAGCGGCUGUGUUGCUCGAGGAACAAGCUGACGCAGAAGCAGAGACAGUCACGUUAGCCACGUCCCUCCACGCCGCUGCUAGUGUGGGCAAUGUGGACAUCAUCGGUGUUCUUCUAGAGCGCAAGGUUCAGUUGGACGAGCCUGAUCUGUACCAGCGGACGCCUCUCAUGUACGCAGCUGCUGGUAACAACAACAAAGCCAUUCAACUCCUGGCCCAGCGAGGCGCUAAUCUGGAACACAAAGAUCUGAACCAGUCAACUGCGUUGUUGUUGGCAGCCCACGGUGGUCAUGCAGCAGCUGUACAAAUGCUGUUGGAACUAGGAGCAGAUGUGCAGGCAACGGACAAGUUGAAUAAGACAGCUGUGUACAUCAGUGCCGAACAAGGCAAGGUGGAGACGGUAAAGGUGUUACUCGAGGUGGAGGAGAGCAAGAAGCUGCUGGAUGUUGUGGACUAUAACGGUAGCCCUCCCGUCCACAUAGCAGUAGCAGCAGGUAAUAUGGCGGUGGUGGAGCUGCUACUGAAGGCCGGAGCGUCCAUACACCUGAAGAACGAGGAGCAAGACACCGUCCUACACCUGGCCGCAAGGAGAGGCUACACCAUGAUGGUGAUGGAACUGAUACCUCACUGCCACAAGCUGAUGAACUCCGAGAACGAGGACCUGGACACACCCCUUCACCUGGCGUGUAGAGGAGGCCACGAAGGCGUGAUCAAGGUGCUUCUCGAGGUUGGAGCGGACCUGAGCACCACCAAUUCGUCCUCCUCGACACCCCUCCACCUGGCCGCUGCUCAAGGUUACACUAAAUGCUGUCUUCUCCUCCUCGAUUCAGACGCACCAAAGGAUCUUCACAAUAAGGACCAUAAGACGCCCCUAAUGGAGGCAGUAGUAGCGGGUCACGUAGGAGUUACCAGGUUACUCCUAGAACGGGGCGCCUCCCUCGCCGCUCAGGACAAUGCCAACAGAAACUCCUUACAACUGGCUAUACUCGCGGGGCAGAGAGACACGGCCACGGCCAUCAUUCAGUCGGCCAUGUGGGAGACGGCCCUAAGGCACGUCUCUCAGGACCUCCACGGCCGCCGCCUCACCCCUUUCAGGAUGUUGAUCGAGAGACUGCCUGGGGUCGCAGAAGUAGUGCUCCACAGAUGCAUCAAAAAGAUCAACAGAAUGACCACUAACGACAACAACGACGACAUUCAAGACCGGGUAAUGAACUUUGAAUACCUGGAUGAUACGUACCAAGUAAGGGCGGGAGGAAGCCAGUUUGACCAGGUAGGGAGACUCAAGCCACGAGCCUCUCCCUACACCAAGCACGCCAGAGUCCUCAAACACAACCAUCCUCUCAUGUUGAUGGUGCAGUACAGACAGUCAUCACUCCUGGCUCACCCCGUCUGUGUUAACUUGAUCAAACACAAGUGGGUUAGUUACGGCAGGUUUGUGUACUACGGGAAUCUUGGCCUCUAUCUGGUGUUCCUUCUCUCCUUCACCGCCUACGUCCUUGCCGUCAGAGAACUCAACUGGGUAGGUGUGAACGUGACGAGAGCAGGAGAGGAUGAGGUGCGGGAUGCUGUACACUGUGAGGAGGUAGAUUGGGAUGAGUGGCACGGCACCUCCUUCCUGUGGGUGACCAAAUGGCUGGUGUUAGUCAUGGCUGCUCUCCAGAUGCUUAAGGAGUUCGCUCAGCUCUGUCAGGCAUGUGUGGGUUACUUCAACUCGGAGAACCUCGUCGAGUUGGUCUGCUACGUGUGCGCUGUGCUCUUCGUCAUCAACUUCAACGGGUGUUCUAUCAAGGAGGAGUGGCAGUGGCAGACGGGGGCUAUGGCGAUCUUCCUGGCGUGGAUGAACUUGCUCCUCUUCAUCCGCGUCUUCCCCUUCUUCGGCAUCUACGUUAUCAUGUUUACGGAGAUCCUCAGCACCUUCAGCAGUUUCUUCCUUGUUUUCUUUUUCUUCAUCAUCGCCUUUGCUCUCAGCUUCUAUACGGUGUUAGGGGAGCAGUACCCCUUCAGGACGCCCGCCCACUCCCUACUGAGGACAGCUGUUAUGAUGAUUGGCGAGAUUGACUACCAAGAUGUCUUCAGCAACCCCGAGAACCCGAUCGAGUACCCGGAAGUGACGUAUAUCCUGGUUAUGGCGUUUAUGGUGUUUAUGUCCAUCCUCAUCAUGAACUUGUUGGUGGGUCUGGCUGUGCAUGACAUAAAGUCCGUCCAGGAACAGGCCAUGUUGCAGAAGUUGGCCAUGCAGACUAAGCUGGUGGUGGAGAUAGAGAUGGUGAUCCCAGAGUAUAUUCGACGACGGUACGUGGUGAAGAACCUGAAGGUGGUGGAGGAGAACAAGACCAACAUCCUCAGGUGGCUCUUUGCCAAGUUCAGCUUUUACCAGGAGAAGGAGUUAAGUGACGUAGACAACCUGCGUCAAGAAGUCCUACAACUCAAGUCUUCAGUGGACGACCUCCUGGACAUCAAAGCCUCCCUUCAUGACCUGGGGGAAGUGAAGGACUCCCUACGUAUCUUGUCGGAUCUCAGGUCAUCCAAGACUGACCUAGUUCAGCUCAAGAACCUCGUGAAAGAGAUACACAAGAAGCUGGGGUCGUGAACUCUUCCUGAAGGAGUUCUUAUAAUAUAUCGAGAUGGUUCAUUGUCGCGGGUUAGGUUAGAGUCGAGGUAUCGUUCUAUAUCCAGUGUUAUAUUAGCUAUCGUAUAGACCUUAAUGUUAUAUUAGGCCACGGUAUAGUCCUGUUAUUGUGUAAGGUAGGGUAUAGGCCUAGUGUUGUGUAAGGUAGGGUAUAGGCCUAUUGUUGUGUCAGGUAGGGUAUAGGCCUAUUGUUGUAUUAGGCUAUUGUAUAGGUCUAUUAUUGUGUAAGGUAAGGUAUAGGCCUAUUAUUGUGUAAGGUAGGAUAUAGGCUUAUUAUUGUAGUAGGCUAUUGUAUAGGCCUAUGAUCUGGUCGAUUAUACAGUAUAUAUUAAGUCAAUACAAGAGUAUCGACCACCCUGUCGUGUGUAACAAUAUGGUGCGAACGCUGUAAACAUAUCCGUGUGGUUACCGGCGUCAGUUGGUUAAUAUCGCUCAGUUUCUGCUUCACGAACCCCGAAAUAUCAAACAGGUGAAUCCGAAGCGUUGAUGGACUAUCGUGGACAAAAGUUCGCUCCCUGUGGUGGAACUGAGUCACAGGAAUGAGUCUCCGAACUGACUGUGUGCGGGUGUGCUGUUUUGUCUCAUUUGGGGUCGAUACUGCUUCAGUUUUGGAGGGAGCGAACUGUUGUCAACGAUAGGACAUAAUAAGGCAUCAGUCUCUAAUAUUUCGGGUACACGGGUCCGAAUCUCAGGGUUCGUGGAGCAGCACAAAAGGCGACGGUACUUGUGUUUGUGACUGUACAGUACAUACUGUAUUUACACCCUUUAUAUACAAGCUUUUAGGCUGAUUAAGAAACAGACUCAGGCUCAGGCUGUCAGUUGACUCACCCAUGUCAAUAUUGUUAUUAUUAUUCACCAUAUCUGUAUUUUUAUGGCUAAAUAUACUGUUUUAAUAUCAA